CUCUAUUUAUGGAGGAGGAUUUUGUUUUUGUUUUUGUUCAUCCCCAGCAGCAGGCAGAUACUGAUUCAAAGGUUGUGUCUUGCUUCGAUAGAGAUCACAAUGAGCAAUAUUGUGAACGAGGAGAUCGUCGUAAAGGUCGGACCGCGCGGGGACGUAGUGAGCCGAAGCGUGGAGUGGGAUGAAUCGAGCUACGGGAACGUAAAGCAGAUCCUCGUCACCCAUGGCAACGCCAUCAACUCCAUCCAAAUCAUAUACGACAUCAAUGGCACCGCAGCACUCGCACACAGGCACGGUGGCGAUGGCGACUACUUCGACUGCAUCAGCUUCGAACCCUGGGAGUACCUGACGUCCAUCAGCGGCCACUACGGACCGGUGGAGCAGCGAGGUGCGGUGGUGAUCAGGUCGCUGAAGUUUGGCACCAACAGGACGAACUACGGCCCGUUCGGGAGGGAAGAAGGCACUCCCUUUUGCUUCAACUUCCACUCCGGCCUUGACUUCGGUGGGUUUCACGGUCGCUCCACCGGCAGCCACCUCUCCGCCCUAGGCAUCUACGUCAAAAGCAUCAGCCUGAAGCACCAUUUCAAGCCUGAUCCGCCUCAGCGCCACGCCGCGCCGCCACGCCUGUUCUCCGCUUCAGUAGAUCCUUGUGCCUGCGUGCUUUAACACAGUUCACGCCUCGCCAUACGUCAUUCGCCGACGAGCUUACCCUUACUCAAAUAUACGUUAUUCAGCGAUGACAUUGUGAUUCCCAUCACAUAACCUUUUCUUUUAGUUGGAAAUAUAUUAAUUUACAGUAAAUAAGAAAAUAAUAUUUCGUUA
Musa acuminata subsp. malaccensis (wild Malaysian banana) is the source of this 819-nucleotide messenger RNA. Its product is annotated as jacalin-related lectin 19. Gene Ontology annotation, molecular function: carbohydrate binding. NCBI's taxonomy places the organism in Eukaryota, Viridiplantae, Streptophyta, Magnoliopsida, Zingiberales, Musaceae. The record is from RefSeq and is a predicted model, not a curated record.